Messenger RNA from Hordeum vulgare subsp. vulgare (domesticated barley), 1589 nucleotides. RefSeq lists its product as uncharacterized. The coding region runs from base 224 to 1315 and encodes 363 amino acids. The transcript has 3 exons. NCBI's taxonomy places the organism in Eukaryota, Viridiplantae, Streptophyta, Magnoliopsida, Poales, Poaceae. The record is from RefSeq and is a predicted model, not a curated record.
GUCCUUGAUCGACCAUUUGGAAGAACACAAGACCAAUUCAUAUAUACGGCUAUGAGUCACCCACACGAGUAGGCAGUGGAAAGAGUGGUAGCUCUAGCUUCUCCAACUGCGACGACCUGCUGUAGAACCCCUAGCUCGCUCGCCUCCUCCCUCCUCGUGUUCUUGCCGCCGAUCGACGAGCUAGCUACCUCUGCGUCGUGGUUCGGAGAGAGAUCCAUCAUCCAUGGGUUCGGUGAAGGAAGGGAGCCUGAAGCUGAGCAGCCACCACGUGGUGCCGUUCCUCCUCGGUGCAGCUCUGCCCACCAUCCUCCUCUUCGUCUUGGCCUCCGACCGGGUCGGGGAGCAGCUGUCCAGCGUCUCCGGCAGCUGGCUGGGGAACAACGGUGGAACUCCUGGGGCGGCUCCUGCAGCGCACCAACAUGAGGUAGAGAGAUUCCCGGGCCUGGCCCAGCUGUUGCCGAAGGUGUGCACGGAGGACCGGACGGUGAUCGUCACGUCGGUGAACGAGGCGUGGGCGCGGCCGGGCUCCCUCCUCGACCUCUACCUCGAGAGCUUCAAGAACGGCGAGGACACCGCGCACCUCCUCGACCACCUCCUCGUUGUCGCCCUCGACCCCGCCGGCUUCCGCCGCUGCGCCGCCGUGCACCCGCACUGCUACCUCCUCGAGGUGACCACCGUGAACCUCACCUCCGCCGCCCAGUUCAUGUCCAAGCAGUACCUCGAGCUCGUCUGGACCAAGCUCGAGCUCCAGCAGCGCGUCCUCGAGCUCGGCUACAACUUCCUCUUCACCGACGCCGACAUGCUCGUGCUCCGGAACCCGCUCCGGCGGAUCCCGGUGUACGCGGACAUGAGCGUGUCCUCCGACGACUUCUCGGCGGCGCGGGCGCACCCGCUGGACAACCCGCUCAACACGGGGCUCUACUACGUGAAGGCCACGAGCCGGGGCGUGCGCAUGCUCCGGUACUGGCGGGCAGCACGGCCGAGGUUCCCCGGCGCGCACGACCAGACCGUGUUCGCCAACAUCAAGCGGGAGCUGGUGGCGAAGCUCGGGGUCACCAUCGAGCCGCUCGACACGGUGUACUUCGGCGGGUUCUGCGAGUACCACGACGACCUCGCCAACGCCUGUACCAUGCACGCCGACUGCUGCGUUGGUGUUGACAACAAGGUGCACGACCUCAAGGACGUCGCCGGUGACUGGAAGAGGUACAAGAGCAUGGCGCCGGAGGAGAGGAAGAGGGUGGGCGGGAAUAUGACAUGGACGGUGCCCGCUCGGUGCCGGAGGUCCGUGAACUGGCGUAAACCCGUGCACCCUUGACGCAGCUGCAGGUCGAUUGACAACUGAUAUGCUACUGCAGUUUUUUGGUCUGUUGACAUUGCCCAGGAUUUAUGUAUACGUACUGAAUAAAUUGUUAGGAAAUACGCUUAGUUCUGAACAGUUUGAGAGAGGAACAGUAGUGCGGUUUCAGAGGGAGACCCGUCGGAAAUUGCUAUUACUUUGAAUGGGUUCAGAAGCACCUGCCAAGCAACGCGCGCUGUCUCUUGAUCGAGCUGCUUUCUUUUUCAAAUAAAUGAAUGAGAGUAUAAUUGGA